Ictalurus punctatus (channel catfish) is the source of this 3043-nucleotide messenger RNA. It is a transcript of the gene etv5b, whose product is annotated as ETS variant transcription factor 5b. Gene Ontology annotation, molecular function: sequence-specific DNA binding; DNA-binding transcription factor activity, RNA polymerase II-specific. The transcript has 11 exons. Bases 270 to 1925 code for a protein of 551 amino acids. Lineage: Eukaryota; Metazoa; Chordata; Actinopteri; Siluriformes; Ictaluridae. Gene Ontology annotation, cellular component: nucleus. The record is from RefSeq and is a predicted model, not a curated record. Gene Ontology annotation, biological process: cell differentiation; regulation of transcription by RNA polymerase II.
GCAGGCGAUUCCAUUGAGAAAAUUUUCAGUCUGGCAGAGCUUACUGAGCGCGCAGCAAAGCGUGCACCGGAGGGUCGCGUGUAUUUCUUGGGAGUUAAUAAAUCGCCGUUUUUUUGUUUUUUUUUUGGGGGGGGGUUUAAUACUUGAACGGAUUCAAGCAUAAAAAGGACCUGACAAGUGUGGAGCUCUCCACCGUGAGAGCGAGAGGACGCAUCUCCCUCCAUCAUUCCCUCGUUUGAUUUGUCUACCCACACUGUUGAUCCCACAGCAUGGACAGUUUUUACGAUCAGCAGGUUCCUUUUGCUGUCCCACCCAAUAAAUGCAAUGCCAAGGAGCCACCAUGCAAGCCACUGAGUGACAGGAAGAGGAAGUUCUUGGACAGUGAGCUCGCUCAGGACACUGAAGAGCUGUUUCAGGACCUCCGUAGGCUGCAAGAAAUAUGGAUAGCUGAAGCUCAAGUACCUGACGAUGAACAGUUUGUUCCAGAUUUCCAGGACAACUUGAUGUUCCAUGGCCCGCCUCAAACCAAAGUGAAGAGGGAAGUCAGUCCGAACAGAGACUUCUCCCCCUGCGGACAAGAGCAGAGACUCUCACCAUAUGGAGAGAAGUGCCUUUACAACUACAGGUAUGUGUCUUCGUGUCACUUAAUUUUAAAACCCUGUUACACGGAGUUAUGCUGUGUAUGCAAAAAUGCCAUUUCCCCACAUCUGUUUCUCAUCAGUGCCUAUGACGGGAAGCCAUUUGCAUUCAGUAAACCCAUGACGUCGCCGCCUACCCCUGUAUCACCUUGCAACUCCACUCAUAACCCAGGGACACAUCCCCUGCAGAAAAGAGUCACACCUCCAGUCCACACUCAGACACAGGGGCUACCGCCUGUGACUGGCCACACUCAUCAGAGAAUACAGAGCACGGUUCACAGCCAAAGUCCACCUUUUGCAGUGCCCUGCCCACCUGUCAGUCACCCAGAUGCCUCCUACAAUGCAGAUCACAGAUUCCAUAGGCAGCUCUCGGACCCAUGUCUGCCCUUCCCACAGUCCAAUGCCCGUUCUAGGACUCCAUACCCACCACAGAGCACCAACCCCUUUGCACGGGACAAUCGGCCACAAUACCACCGCCAAAUGUCUGAGCCAGUGAUCCCGCUUCCUCCACGGGGGUUUAAGCAAGAGAUGGUGGACCCCCGGUAUCCUGAACAAGGUACCUCUAAUGUUGCAGCCAAUCGUGUCCCAUCGUUCCAUCAGAUGUCCAUCAAACAGGAGCCCAGAGAAUUUGGCAUUGACUCUGAGAUACAGAACUGCCAGUCAUCCUUCAGGAAGUCAUCAAAUUUCUAUCAGACCAACAGUGAAGGGUUCAUGUACGACGGAGAGCCUCACCUCUAUUACGAAGACGCGUGCGUGGUGCCUGAGCGGCUCGACGGAAAGUGCAAACAGGAAGGGGUGGGCUUCAGGGAGGGGCCUCCGUACCAAAGGCGGGGCUCCCUGCAGCUCUGGCAAUUUCUGGUGACGCUUCUUUAUGAUCCGUCCAACAGCCACUUUAUUGCGUGGACCGGCCGUGGCCUCGAGUUUAAACUCAUUGAGCCUGAAGAGGUGGCCAGGCGCUGGGGAAUCCAGAAGAACAGACCUGCCAUGAACUAUGACAAGCUGAGCCGAUCUCUCCGCUACUACUAUGAGAAGGGCAUCAUGCAGAAGGUAAAGGUCGCAGGUGAACGGUACGUGUACAAGUUUGUAUGUGACCCAGAAGCUCUCUUCUCCAUGGCCUUCCCCGAUAACCAGAGGCCAAGCCUUAAAGCCGACCCCGAUGGGAUGCAGGUCCCCGAGGAUGACACCGUUCCUCUCUCCCACUACGAUGAAGCCAGCAGAGCCUCUUAUGUAGAUGGCAGGGAUCAGAGCUUGGCAGGGCUGUCUUUCCCCGAAAGCUACACUUUCUGAACUGCUUUCAUCUCAGUUUGGACUCCCGAAUCCCCUCCGCCCACUGAGCAGGACCACACACACACGAUGAUUUCCUCCUGACACAUGAAGCUGAAUUACUGGCAUGUAUAAGUAUAUACCACACAUGCUUGUAUCUUUUUAAAAACAUUUUCUUUUUCUACAUCAUUUUCAGUCCUUUCAUACUCGUCUCAGCAUUUGAACUGUUUUCACCAAGCACACAAAUUCUCUACUGUAAUGCACAAUGUCAUUUUUGUCUUGGUUUUUUUUUUUUUUUUUUUAAAUCAGUCAACACUAAAAUGGGCUCUGCAGUAUUUUUAAACCAGCUUCAGGUUUUCUAUGUAUAAAUCUCUAAGUGAAUAUUCUAAGAUGGCUUUUGUGCACUGUUUCUCUUGUAGAACCUGCUGUGUAUUUUUCAGCUCUAUGCUUAAGUGGGAUUUCUAAAAUUCUAUGGCAUCUUUGAUGCUUUCAAAUUGCUGAAUUUAUUAAAGUAUGUAACUCGUUUUAACGAAAGGUUUGCAUAUUAUUCCAGCCAUGCAAGUGCACAUGCUUUAUUACUGGCCCGAAAAAAAAGUGCAAGCGUUUCUGCUUUUGUAGGAAUGUUGAAAGAGUAAAAUCUAUGUAUAUUAUAUAAGUAUAUUUUUGCAAAGCCUGCAUUUGUUUUCAUUGUUGUACAAGCUAUAUACCAGACCUUUCUCACUCUAAUAUGUUUAAUUUACAUAGUGGAAACUCGUGCUAUGUCUAGACAGGCAAUCAAAGGGUUUCUCUUUUUUAAAACUUAAUAUCUGGGGGAUUUUAAUUCCUGCAUUAAAAAAAAAAAUUGUCCAAAUGUGGGUUUAAGAGAAAUGUAUCUGACAAUCUAAUAAUUUAAGCAUUGCAGUAGCUCUCUAAAGGUAGCCCAGUGUUGGGUUUUGUGCUCAAGCUCAUGUUGCAGAGAUGUUCCAGUAACUGCUGAGCCAUAGAACCUUGUACUUGUGAUGGUAUAUCUUACCAAAGGGUCUUAUUCAGCAGUAAGUGUGACAUCAGCUCUGUAACAUGGGAUUUAUGGGUAACCUUUACAUCCACUAUUAAGCUUUAUAAUCUGUACUGGGUACAAUAAACUCUCUUCUGCUUCACUUAAA